This is a messenger RNA of Cornus florida, 3076 nucleotides long. Its product is annotated as BTB/POZ domain-containing protein NPY1. The record is from RefSeq and is a predicted model, not a curated record. Gene Ontology annotation, molecular function: protein binding. NCBI's taxonomy places the organism in Eukaryota, Viridiplantae, Streptophyta, Magnoliopsida, Cornales, Cornaceae. The coding region runs from base 812 to 2665 and encodes 617 amino acids. The transcript is spliced from 4 exons.
AUACAUAUACAGUACCCCUACUCUGUACACUCUCACACACUCUUUCUCUCUCUAUAUUUUCUCUCUCCUCAUUUGCUGCAAAUUUCAGAGAUAGAGAGACAACUGCAGCAGGAGGAUGCAGGGAUCAUCAUUCAUCAUAAUACUAUACAUAUAGAGAGAUAGGGAAAUAUAUAUAAUAUAUAUAUAUAUAUAUAUAUAUAUACACCAUUUGGUACUCCAUAUAUUUAGAGAGAGAGAUCUCGAGAUUUGUACAGCAAAGAGAUCUUCGCGGAUCAGGGGAUUAAAGGCAAAGGCGGCGAGAAUUAAGACAUUUUCUUUGGGGAGAGAAAAUUGAGAGAAUUUUCUUCUUUUGUGUGUGUCUUUCUCUCUCUAGGAUUGGGUUGGGGUGUAAUUGUAUUAUGAAUAUAAUUGCAUCAUCAAUGUCAUCAUAAAGGCUUGAAAUCAAUGGGAAAUGAAUUGGCUCGAGACUCGAGGUUGUUGUUGUGCUGGUGGAAGGCAGAGCUUAUACUUGCUUCGUCUUCCAUGCUUGUUUCUUUGUGUUUGUAUGGGUCUCCAAUGUUUGUGCUUCUGAGUUAGCUAGCUGCUUUUGUCUCUCCUCUGUUCUGCAAAUUUAAGUCUUGAGAUUUUUAGAGAGAGAAAGUUGUGGGCAUUCAUUAAGUAGUGUUGGAUUUGGAUUUUGGAGAUGAGGGUUGUAGUACCGUGGUUGUUUUGAAGGUCUUAAUAUAUAGUCUGCUUCUUCAAGUUCUGUGAAGAGUUUGGUGAGUUUAUAGAGGUAAUUUUGUGGGAUUGCAGUGGGUAUUUUGGGAAGAAAAUGAAGUUUAUGAAGUUGGGUUCCAAGCCUGAUGUAUUUCAAGGUCAAGGAAAUUCCAUCAGGUAUGUGUCAUCUGAAUUGGCGACAGAUGUUAUCAUCAAUGUUAGCGAAGUGAAGUUUUACCUUCACAAGUUCCCUCUCUUGUCGAAGAGCAAUCGCUUACAAAAAUUAGUACUGAAGGCCAACGAGGAGAAUUCUGACGAAAUGCAUUUGUUUGACUUUCCUGGUGGGCCAAAAGCCUUUGAAAUUUGUGCCAAAUUCUGCUAUGGGAUGACUGUAACUCUGAAUGCUUACAAUGUUGUGGCUGCCCGUUGUGCAGCAGAGUAUCUUGAGAUGACUGAGGAUGUAGACCGAGGCAACCUAAUAUUUAAAAUUGAGGUGUUUCUCAACUCCAGUCUUUUCCGUAGCUGGAAAGAUUCUAUUAUUGUUCUGCAGACCACCAAUUCUCUUUUACCCUGGUCCGAAGAUCUGAAGGUAGUUGGUAGAUGCAUAGAUUCAAUUGCAUCUAAAACCUCUGUGGAUCCCUUGAAUGUCCAGUGGUCUUAUACAUAUAACCGGAAGUUAGCAGUGCAAGAUAAAAUUAUUGAGAAUGCUGUGAAAUUCCAGGAUAAAAUUGAAUCUGUUCCUAAGGAUUGGUGGGUUGAAGAUAUAUGUGAACUGGAUAUCGAUCUUUACAAGCGAGUUAUGAUUGCUGUGAGAUCAAAGGGGAGAAUGGAUGGGAAUGUGAUUGGGGAGGCAUUAAAGACUUAUGCUGUCAGAUGGUUGCCGGAUUCCGUUGAAGCUUUGGUUUCUGAAGUUCAUAUUAGGAGGAACAAAUCUUUGGUUGAAACAAUUAUUUGCCUAUUGCCCUCUGAUGUGAGCUUGGGUUGUUCUUGUAGUUUCUUGCUCAAAUUAUUGAAAGUUGCCAUUCUGGUUGGAGUAGAUGAUUCGCUAAAAGAAGAUUUGAUAAAGAGGAUCAGUUUGAAAUUGGAUGAAGCUUCUGUAAAUGAUCUGUUGAUCCCUGCACAGUCUCUCCAAACUACUAUUUAUGAUGUUGAACUUGUGCAGUGCCUUGUGAAUCGAUUUGUGAUGCGUGAAAAAUGUAGCCGGAAUUUGGACAUUGAGAAGAACGGGAAUAACACCAGUGAUUUUGUCUUGGGGCAUGGAUCCUGGUUGAAUGUUGGUAAAUUGGUUGAUUGCUAUCUUAGAGAAAUUGCUCAUGAUCCUAAUCUUGUUCUCUCCAGUUUCAUUGACUUGUCACUGUCAAUUCCAGAGUCAGCACGACCAAUUCAUGAUGCAUUGUACAGAGCCAUUGACAUCUAUCUAAAGGAGCACCCAAACCUGACGAAAUCUGAAAGGAAGAAGUUAUGUGGGCUGAUGGAUGUCAAGAAAUUGACAAUGGAUGCAUCCAUGCAUGCAGCACAGAAUGAGCAGCUUCCACUCCGAGUCGUAGUACAGGUUCUCUUUUUUGAGCAAGUUAGAGCAGCUGCUGGGGUUCAAGCCCUCAACAACCACCACGUUGACACACCACGUUACACGAUUAACACUGAAGAAAGUUGGGAGAAGACAGUGCCAGAAAACUGCAAAUCCCUUGGGAAACAGAUGAGUCAAAUGAGGAUGAAAGAGGAGGAUAUUCCGAAAAACGUAAAACUGAUUAAAAAGGUUAGCAAAAACAGAGGAAGUGCUGUGCAGUUGCUGCCAUCUCGGUCAAGGAGAAUUUUCGAUAAGUUGUGGGUUGUGGGUAAAAGCCAUGUCCAUGGGGAGAAUAGGAGCUCUGAGACAUCUGGUAGUUCUCAGAGCCCAACUUCAAUAAUUCAAGGGGAAACCAAGUCCUCUAAUUCAUCUUCAAGGCACAGGAGACAUUCCAUAUCGUAGAGUAAGUAUUUUGGGUUUAUGUACACUCAACAAAUGAAGAAAGAUUCGACAGUUGAAAUGUAAAGUGGUAGAGAAAUUUGUUGCAGUGGAUGAUUAUGGUUUAAUCCUUUCAGCUGUGAAGUGAUCCAAGACAGGGUUUUAGUGCAUAAAAAUUGUAAUCAGUUCCUAAAGCGUGUCUACAUUUUGUUGUAUCUGUUGGUUCCACUUGUAUCAUUACCUCUAUCCAUGUAAAUCAAUUUCAGGUAGUUAGGUAGAUAAAAGUAUUGUUGUUUGUUUACUGAUUGUGCAACAAGACAUUGUCCCUAUUUUCAUUCCCUUCAAAAGGGUAGUUGUCUCAACAUUUUCCCUUUUCCAUAUCGUUGUUGAGGAUCGUUGAAACUCCAAGAGAAUUGCCUUUGCUUUUGUUGACUA